AUGAAGACCAACCCUGUGGGCUCCUCACUAGAAGCCUGUCGAUCUGCAGGCCAGGGCGAGAUGGGCUGCCCUGUCUGCCAGGCCUGUGGAGGACCCUCAGGCCUGGGGUCUGCUUCAGGGUUGGGCUCAGGCCUCAGGCUAGGACCUGGAGGGGUUUUGAGCUCUGGGCUGGGGCCUGGAGCUAUUCCAGGACCUGGGGCUGGGCCUGGUCCUAGUGCUGUUCCAGGGUCUGGGCCAGGACCUAGUGCCGUUUCUGUGACUGGGCUGGGACCUGGUACUACUUCAGGGCCUACUACUGCUCUGGGAGCUGCACGAGGAGCAGGAUCCUUACCUGGACCAGGAGCUAGGUCUGGAUCCAGGCCAGAAUCUGAGUCAGUACCUGGGCCAGUACCUCAGCCAGGUCCUGGGCCAGUACCUAAGCCAGUAAGUGAGUCAGAACCUGGGCCAGGACUAGGGUCUGGGACCAGGCGAGGCUCUGGGACUGGCUCUAACCCCACUGAAUCAGUGAGAACUCCAGGACCAGCGCUACAGCAGAAGACUCCGGCCAAACAGGCCCCCAAACAGAAGGUCCUGGUGACAGGAGGAGGGGGUUACCUGGGCUUCAGCCUGGGUUCCAGCCUGGCCAAGAGGGGCACUUCUGUCAUCCUGCUUGAUCUCCACAGACCUCAGUGGCCACUGCCUUCAGGAACUGAGUUCAUCCAGGCUGAUGUUCGAGAUGAAGAAGCCCUGUACCAAGCCUUCCAGGGGGUGGACUGUGUCUUCCAUGUGGCCUCCUAUGGCAUGUCUGGGGCUGAGAAGCUACAAAAACAGCAGAUUGAGUCUAUAAAUGUUGGAGGCACCAAACUAGUGAUUAAUGUCUGUGUCCGCCGGCGGGUUCCACGGCUCGUGUACACCAGCACGGUCAACGUGACAUUUGGCGGGAAGCCCAUCGAGCAAGGCAAUGAGGACUCUGUCCCCUACUUUCCCCUGGACAAGCAUAUGGACCACUACUCUCGAACCAAAGCCAUUGCUGACCAGUUGACUCUCAUGGCCAAUGGAACACCUCUCCUGGGAGGAGGGACCCUCCGUACCUGUGUGCUCCGCCCCCCAGGGAUCUAUGGUCCUGAAGAGCAGAGACACCUGCCCCGGGUGGCGAGCCACAUCAAGAAGAGACUGUUCAUGUUCCGGUUUGGGGACCGCAGGACCCGCAUGAACUGGGUCCAUGUGCAGAAUCUGGUGCAGGCACACAUGCUGGCGGCUGAGGCCCUCACCAUGGCUAAGGGAUACAUGGCUAGCGGGCAGGCGUACUACAUCAAUGAUGGGGAGAGCGUCAACCUCUUUGAGUGGAUGGCCCCACUGUUUGAGAAGCUGGGGUACAGUCAGCCCUGGAUCCAGGUACCGACUUCCUGUGUUUAUCUGACAGCGGCAGUUAUGGAGUACAUACACCUGGCCCUGAAGCCCAUCUGCACCAUCCCCCCACUACUCACCCGCAGUGAGGUGCUCAGCGUGGCAGUGACGCACACCUUCCAGAUUGCCAAGGCCCGCGCCCAGCUUGGCUACGCGCCGGACAAGUUCAGCUUCGCCGACGCAGUGGAGCGAUACGUGCAGGCCACGACCCCGCAGUCCCGCGGCUUCACCGCGCUGUCGCUCCUGCGGCUGCUGCUCGUGCUCCUGCUGCUGCUCGGAAUGCUCGGCCUGGCCCUGCACUUCCUAGGGCUGCAGCCACGGCAACCCGCAGCACAGCGCCUCUGAUCCCGCCCCGCCCCUCCCAGGCCACGCCCACCGACGGCUCUGAGCUUGUACCUGCCUUUGACCUGUCUAGGUGGAGGAAUUCUGUUUGGUGGAGUCUGUGGAACUGAACCUAUCUUGUGCUGCUGCUGCUGCUGGGGACACUGGGGCCUCCUCCCUUCCAUGGCUUCUUUGAGUUUGUCCUGAUCUUAACCCAGAUCUGUGUGUUGAUUUGCUGGGGGAAGGAUAGCCAAGCCCAGUUCGGUAGCUUUCGGUUCUCAGUUAAUGAGGGGAGGGGACGCGACACAGUCAAAGGUUUCACGACCAGACGGGGC
Messenger RNA from Meriones unguiculatus (Mongolian gerbil), 2042 nucleotides. RefSeq names its product short chain dehydrogenase/reductase family 42E, member 2 (gene Sdr42e2). Gene Ontology annotation, biological process: steroid biosynthetic process. The coding region runs from base 1 to 1731 and encodes 576 amino acids. The record is from RefSeq and is a predicted model, not a curated record. NCBI's taxonomy places the organism in Eukaryota, Metazoa, Chordata, Mammalia, Rodentia, Muridae. Gene Ontology annotation, molecular function: 3-beta-hydroxy-Delta5-steroid dehydrogenase (NAD+) activity. The transcript is spliced from 11 exons.